AUGCGUAACAGGAGUAACAGCCUAGUAGCUGAAGACUGCCUGCUUCGCCCAGCUUCCACAACAGCUUAUGUCGCGGUGGUGGAUUAUGUGUGUUCGGUAUUUCCUGUACGUAGGGACGGCUUGCUUGGUCCAGCACCUACAUCAGCCUAUGUGCCGAUGGUAAUUCCGACACGAUGUUUGCAUACAUCUCGGUUUUCAAUUACGACACCCUGUACAAAUGUGGCAGAACUCAUAAUGAGAGAUUUUGGACAGUUUUCUAACAAAACAGCAUUGAUUGACGGAAAAUCAGGUGAAACUAUAUCAUUUUGUGAAUUGGAAAAUGACGUCAUAAGAUAUGCAGAUUUCUUCCGGAGGGUGGGUAUAAGAAGCGGUGACGUCGUGUGUAUAUGUGGAUCUAACACAAUGGAAUUCGCCCACGUAUUCCUGGCUGCAACCGGAAUUGGUGCCGCUGUUACAAUAGCGAAUGGGCAACUUACGUCACUUGAGUUAUCAGACCAGAUAAAGAUUUCAAAAGCAAAGUUUGUAUUUGCCACUGAGGACACUUUUAGGAAAUGUCAAGAGGCACUACAACUGACUAAUAAUAGCGAAAACGUAUUCCAGAUCGACCAUGGGAAACUUUCAACAAUGCUUUCGAGUUCAAUCCAUGUCGAUAGGUCCGCUUUUCUUAAUUAUGACGUCAGCGAUGACGAUGUAGCUUUGGUGCCCUUUUCCAGUGGAACUACAGGAUUGCCCAAAGGUGUAGAACUUACCCACGGCAAUCUAACAGCUCAGCUGAGUCAAAUAAGGCAUCCAACUGUAUUACCCUUAACUCCUGGAGAUGACCGAGUGAUUACGAUGCUCCCUAUGGUUCACAUUGCUGGACUAAUGAUCGGUUUACUCAAUCCUCUGGCUCAAGGCGCCACGGUCGUCAUACUACCUAAGUUUGUACCUGAGGAUUUUCUUCAUGCCGUUGAGAAGUACAAGGGGACAUUUUCACUACUUGCUCCCCCCGUGGUAAAUUUCCUCGCCAAUGAUCCUAUGGUAGAUAAAUACGACUUGUCAAGUCUUCGAGACCCAUACAGUGGAGCCUCAACUUUGGGCAAAGAACUGACAAAGAAAAUGGUACAUCGAUUAAAAUUGGACGGUAUUAGGCAAGGAUAUGGAAUGUCCGAAACAAGUCCUGUUGUAAUGACUGAUCCACCAGGAAACAAACAAUAUGGAUCUAUUGGACGCCCAAUUCCUGCAACCACGACAAAGCUUGUUGAUCCCAACUCAGGGGAUGAUCUUACCAAACCUGGGGAACAUGGGGAAAUUUGGGUCAAAGGACCACAGGUCAUGAAAGGUUACUUAGGACAAUCUCAAUCUACACAGGAAGUCAUCACGACUGAUGGUUGGUUUAAAACUGGUGAUAUUGGAUACUUUGACAAAGAUGGAAAUUACUUUGUUGUUGACAGGAUAAAAGAUAUCAUCAAAUACAAAGGAUAUCAGAUUGCUCCAGCCUAUCUUGAGAACAUCCUGAUGUCCCACCCCAGUGUAAGGGAAGCAGCAGUUAUUGGAGAACCUGUAGGGGUUUAUGGGGAAGUCCCCAGGGCAUAUGUCAUUCCCUCUUCUCCUGUUUCUGAAGAAACCCUCAUCAACUAUGUGAAUGAACAAGUUGCACCCUACAGACGAUUAAGAGGAGGAUUGGUGUUUACUAAAGAGAUUCCUAAAUCCCCCAGUGGAAAAAUACUCAGACGACUUAUAGGACAGAAACAAGCAUAAACUUGUGUUUAAGUCAUCAGAAUCCUUCCAUCACCA
This is a messenger RNA of Saccostrea echinata, 1776 nucleotides long. RefSeq lists its product as uncharacterized. The transcript is spliced from 13 exons. The record is from RefSeq and is a predicted model, not a curated record. Lineage: Eukaryota; Metazoa; Mollusca; Bivalvia; Ostreida; Ostreidae. Gene Ontology annotation, molecular function: CoA-ligase activity. The coding region runs from base 1 to 1740 and encodes 579 amino acids.